AGGAAGGUCGGGGUCCGACGCGGCUGAGCAGCACCGCGCGAGCAGCGCCAAGUCGUCCUCCGCUCGGCCGAGCUCGGCGUCUGGUCUCCCCGCAGAGGAGCUCCAGAGAGAGGCGCGGUCAUGGAGGAUGUCUGCCAUUACAGCCGCAGCCCCGCCUGGGAGGAGCUGGAUCCAGACAAGGGGCCCGGGUCUGCGGCGACGCUGCAUCCCCAUGUGGUGGGCGCUGUGUCGGUGUCCGGUGCUGCGGACGAGUCGUCCGACAGCGAGGUGGAGCAGGAGGGUCCCCAGAAACUCAUCCGGAAGGUGUCCACCUCCGGACAGAUCAGGAGCAAGACGAGCAUAAAGGAAGGAUUGUUGCUGAAACAGACCAGCUCCUUCCAGCGGUGGAAGAAGCGUUACUUCAAGCUGAGAGGCCGAACGCUCUACUACGCCAAAGACGCCAAGUCCGGCAGCGCGUCGGCCCGCCGACAAGAGCGAGCGCCGCGCCGGGCGUUGCGGAGCCGGGUCUGCUGGCGAGCUCUGGCGGUGUGCUGGACUGGCGCGCGGCGCUCACCCCCGCCUCUGGGCGCCAGCGGAUCCGAGGAGGGCCUAGUGAGAAUUCGGUCUCUUAUCUUUGACGAGGUGGACCUAUCGGACGCCAGCGUUGCGGAGUCCAGUACCAAGAACGCCAACAACAGCUUCACGGUGAUCACCCCUUUCCGUAGGCUCAUCCUCUGCGCUGAGAACCGCAAAGAGAUGGAGGACUGGAUCAGCUCGCUCAAGUCCGUCCAGUCCAGAGAGCAUUACGAGACGGCUCAGUUUAAUGUGGAACAUUUCUCAGGGAUGCACAACUGGUACGCCUGCUCGCACGCACGGCCCACCUUUUGCAACGUCUGCAAAGAUAGCUUGUCGGGGGUCACGUCUCACGGCCUCUCCUGCGAAGUCUGUAAGUUCAAGGCCCACAAACGCUGCGCCGUUCGAGCCACCAACAACUGCAAAUGGACCACGCUGGCCUCCAUCGGCAUGGACAUCAUCGAGGACGAGGACGGGAUUGCGAUGCCUCACCAGUGGCUGGAGGGCAACCUGCCCGUCAGCGCCAAGUGCGCCGUGUGCGACAAGACGUGCGGCAGUGUGCUGCGGCUGCAGGACUGGCGCUGCCUCUGGUGCAAAGCCAUGGUGCACACAGCCUGCAUGGACGUGUACUCUCGCAAGUGUCCUCUCGGUCAGUGCAAAGUCUCCAUCAUCCCUCCGACGGCCCUCAACAGCAUCGACUCGGAUGGCUUCUGGAAGGCCACCUGCCCCCCGUCCUGCGCCAGUCCCCUCCUGGUCUUCGUCAACUCCAAAAGCGGCGACAACCAAGGAGUCAAGUUCCUGCGGCGCUUCAAGCAGCUGCUCAACCCGGCGCAAGUCUUCGACCUGGUCAACGGCGGCCCGCACCUCGGUCUCCGCCUGUUCCAGAAGUUUGACAACUUCCGAAUCCUGGUGUGCGGCGGCGACGGCAGCGUGGGCUGGGUGCUGUCGGAGAUCGACAAACUCAACCUGCACAAGCAGUGCCAGCUGGGGGUGCUGCCGCUGGGUACGGGCAACGACCUGGCGCGCGUGCUGGGCUGGGGCCCGUCGUGCGACGACGACACGCAGCUGCCGCAGACCCUGGAGAAGUUGGAGCGCGCCAGCACCAAGAUGCUGGACCGCUGGAGCAUCAUGACCUACGAGAUCAAGAUCCCGCCCGAGCGCGGCCGCCCCGACGCGCCCGACGCCUCCGACGGCCGGCAGGUAGGGCGCGCCGUGGCGCGGGUGUCCUCGUUUUGGCCUUCUAAUGACCGUGUACGUUGGCUCCAGUUUGACAUUUCGGCUUACGAAGAUUCUGUGGCGGCUCAUCUCACCAAGAUCCUCAAGUCGGAGCAGCACUCUGUGGUCAUCUCCUCCGCCAAGAUUCUGUGCGAAACGGUGAAGGAUUUAGUCGCCAAAGUAGAGAAAGCCUACGAAAAAAGCGCAGAGAAUGCUGAGGACUGUGACAGCAUUUCUCUUAAGUGUGCCAUCCUGAACGAGAAGCUGGACUCCCUCCUCCGAGCGCUCGACACGGAGCGCCAGGCGCCGCCGCCCCGAGCCGCUCCUCCUAUCGUGGAGGAGGAAGAGGAGGAGGAGGAGGAGGCGGCGGCGGCGGCGGAGGACGGCGAGGAGGAGAAAGCGGACGAGGAGGCCCCCAGCGAGGAGAGCCUGACGGAGCUGAAGGAGAAGCUGGAAGAGGAGGAGACGGAGAAAGGCGGCGGCGCUUUGAAAAGUCGCCAGCAGCUGACGCUGAGGGCCGACAGUCUGAAAAAAGCCUUGCGGCAGAUCGUGCGGCAGGCCGAGAGAGUGGUGGACGAGCAGAACGCCAACACGGACGAGUCCGAGCCGACGUCCCCGCUGGAGUUCCGCAAGGACGGCGAGGAGGAGAACCGGGACAGCGAAAAGGACGAGGACACCAAGGAGCUGGAAGCGCUAGCCCCCGUCAAGACCGUCUGUUCUCCCACAGACAGGAGAGGAAGUCGCAGCACGCAGUCGUACGCUUCCUUCAGCAUCACGCCUUUCACCACCAGCAAGGAGAACCUGCCCGUGCUCAACACACGCAUCAUCUGUCCCGGACUGAGGGCCGGUCUGGCGGCCUCCAUUGCAGGAAGUUCCAUCAUUAGCAAGAUGCUGCUGGCCAACAUCGACCCCUUGGGUGCCACCCCCUUCAUCGAUCCCGACCUGGACUGCCUAGAGGGCUACAUGGAGAAAUGCGUGAUGAACAACUACUUUGGCAUCGGACUCGACGCCAAGAUCUCCUUGGAGUUCAACAACAAGAGAGAGGAACAUCCAGAAAAAUGCAGGAGUCGCACCAAGAACAUGAUGUGGUACGGCGUCUUGGGAACCAAGGAGCUCCUCCAGAGGACCUACAAGAACCUGGAACAGAAGGUCCAGCUGGAGUGCGACGGCCAGUACAUCCCCCUGCCGAGUCUGCAGGGCAUCGCCGUGUUGAACAUCCCCAGCUACGCCGGCGGGACCAACUUCUGGGGUGGCACCAAGGAGGAUGACAUUUUCUGUGCUCCGUCAUUUGACGACAAGAUCCUGGAGGUGGUGGCGGUGUUCGGAAGCAUGCAGAUGGCGGUUUCGCGGGUCAUCAAGCUGCAGCACCACCGCAUCGCGCAGUGCCGAACAGUGAAGAUCACCAUCCUGGGCGACGAGGGCGUUCCCGUCCAGGUGGACGGCGAGGCCUGGAUCCAGCCGCCCGGACUCAUCAAAAUCCAGCACAAGAACCGAGCGCAGAUGCUCACCAGAGACCGGGCCUUCGAGAACACGCUCAAGUCGUGGGAGGACAAGCUGAAGUUCGACAAGCCCCCUCUGCGGCCGCACCUCUACCCGCAGCACUCCGUCGACCUGGCCGGCGAGGACGAGGCCCCCGCCGUGCGGCUGUGCGCCCGCGCCGCAGAGGAGCUCAUCACGCGAAUAUGUGAGGCCGCAAAGAGCAACGGGCUCUUGGAGCAGGAGUUGGCCCACGCCGUAAACGCGGCGUCGCACGCCAUCAACAAAACGCACCCCAAGUUUCCCGAGAGUUUGUCGAGGAACACGGCGAUCGAGGUGGCCUGCACCGUCAAGGCUUUGUACAACGAGACGGAAUCGCUCCUCGUGGGUCGGAUCUCUCUGCAAUUGGAGCCGGCGGAGGAGGAGCAGCUCUCCGGCGCCCUCCAGAGUCUGGAGUCGGAACUGGGCAAAGUCGGAGAGAUUCCGUGGCUCUACCGCAUUCUGCAGCCCGAUGACGAGGAGGUGAGCGUCGCAUACGAACGGCGUGUGUUUUGCGGACCACUCUCUGGCUUACGGCAAGAGGAACAGUCGCGGCGGCAGCGGCGGCGUCUUUCGCAUAGUGCCCAAGUUCAAGAAGGAGAAGGCGGCCAAAAAGGGCAGCCCGCAGUCAGCGGAGAGAUGGGGCACAGACGAGGUGGGCGCGUGGCUGGAGCAGCUGAGUCUGGGCGAGUACCGGGACACCUUCGUCCGUCACGACAUUCGAGGCUCGGAGCUGCUGCACCUGGAGAGGAGGGACCUGAAGGAUCUGGGGAUCUCGAAAGUGGGUCACAUGAAGAGAAUCCUCCAGGGAACGAAGGACCUGGCCAAGACCUCCAUGCUUGAUCUUUAGCCGGGAAGAGGACGCUUCUCGACAGAGGAAACAAACGUCCGUUCGUUCGUUCGUUCCCGCUGGCGUGCCGGGAGAAGAAUCAGAGCGGUCGGCUCGAAGGUUCAGCAAGAAGCCGUCCGGGAGGCUUUUCCUUGACGAUAACCCAUCAUAUCACGUAUAACGCCCCGCCCCGCCCCCAUUUUGGUAAACGAGCAAAGACGGCGCCCAUUUGUUGAUGGACUUCCGAACGCAGGACUUCCGCGAGCGCGCAUGCGGUUCUGCUGGAUGCGCUGUUUGUUUGCAGAACUGUCCGGAAGUGUUCCGUGCUCCCCGGUUUCGAUUGAAUUGCAUGCUUUCGUGUCUUACGGGAACACUUGAAC
This is a messenger RNA of Phyllopteryx taeniolatus (common seadragon), 4491 nucleotides long. RefSeq names its product diacylglycerol kinase, eta (gene dgkh). Gene Ontology annotation, biological process: intracellular signal transduction; lipid phosphorylation; diacylglycerol metabolic process. The record is from RefSeq and is a predicted model, not a curated record. The coding region runs from base 121 to 4125 and encodes 1334 amino acids. Gene Ontology annotation, molecular function: protein binding; ATP-dependent diacylglycerol kinase activity. Lineage: Eukaryota; Metazoa; Chordata; Actinopteri; Syngnathiformes; Syngnathidae. The transcript is spliced from 30 exons.